GGCUUAAACCUAGCUAUCUUGCAAAUAAUGGAUUCCAGCGUACAGUAGCCCUCGUGUGCUAAGGCCGCUUGGAAUGUACUGGUGUGUAUGGACUGUGAAGAAGCCUUUAAGGACAACUGCGAGAGAAACUUCCCACCUUCGUAGCGAGGUCACGACAGCAUUCUUGAUAGCAUUUCCAGCAACAAUGAACCAGCUGCGGAGCUGGGCUCUCGGCCGCCAAGAAGCUGGGCGGAAUUGAGACAGAAUUUCGCCUCAAGCAUGGGUACCUGGUGCGGCAAGGCGAAGGAGCUCCUCCGGGACACCGUGCGUGUGAUACGCACGUACCCUUCUGCCCUCGCGCUGCCGCUUCUGCUCAUCUCGCUGUUCGUGGGCGCCGGGCUCUUUGGGUACUUCGCAUUUAGGAGUUUUGAGUCAGAGGGCAGCGUCAAUGCAAAGGACCGCGCACAAGCAAUCGCGUCGGAGGCAGCGGCGUGGUGGGCCGAGCGCGUGCUGCAGGCGCAUGAGCCUCUGACUCUGUUGGCAGCGCUGGUGGCACAGGAUCCACACGGCUUCCUGCAACGCUUCAAUGACAGCGUCAAUCAAACGGGCAACAGAAACCAUUCGCGCUACGAGCUACAGCUCCUGCCGAGCGGCGUUGUCCAGAGCGUGCGGCCGGCUGCAGGUGCCGAGUCGGCAGCUCUGGGGCUUAACGUCUUCACUGACGCCUCGCCGCUAGCCGACCGCGCUCGGCAGAGCGUUGCUGAGCAGCGGGCAGUCACUUGGGGCCCUGCGCCCCUCCCCAGCCGCGCUGCCGGCGACGGAAUGGGUUUCAUUAUUCUGCAGCCUGUGUUUGUGGAGGGGCCCACUGUAUCGCUUGCCAGGCUCAGCCCAGCAGUGAACUCACUAUGCGGAGCACCUUGCGCGUCCAAUUCGUCGUCCGGCGAGCCGCAGUGGUGGGGAUUUGUGGCGGCGGUGGUCAACGUUGAUGCAAUCGCCACCGCCCCGGGCUCGCCGCUGGUGUUACUGGAGCAGCUGGGCUACCGCUAUCACGUGGCGGUGCUGGGAGGCAGUAGCAGCAGUGGCAGUAGCAGCAGGAGUAUCGGCAGUGGUGGCGCGGCGCCCGAGAUGCCAGUGGAGUCAAGCGCAUUAUUGCCGUCCACCGACUAUAAGGAAGGGCGCGCCAUAAUGGAGCCGGGACAGCAGCCACUGGUGGUGGCCGUACGCAUCUCGCCGGCGGCGGGCUGGGCGGGCGACGACGCGCACACGUACGCAGUCAGCAUGCUGGCCGUGCUGUGCGGCAUGGGCUUUGUCGCGGCGUCGCUGCUGUUUGGCGCGCUGGUUUCCUGGCGGCGCAACAAAAUGUUGUUGGAGACGCUACUGCCCAAGGCGGUGCUGAAGGACCUUCGCGGCGAGGACACGAGCGUGCUGGGCGCGGCGCAGAUGCGGCCCACAGACACGCCCGCUGACACGCUGCUGUCCAUCCUGGCGGACCUGCUGGAGGGUGUCACGCCCGACCUGCGGGAUGUGGUGCUGGUGCGCACCGCGGUGCAGCGCAACUGGGACGUCUACACGCCCUUCAACCUGCGCAGCCACAUCAAGGGUGCCAACCUGGACGCUGACGUGGCCCAGGCGCUCAUGCAACAGCUCAUGGGCUCCGAAUUUGGCGGCACGCCGUACGAUUCCAUGUACGGCAACGGGGUUCAUGGCGGCAACGGCACGGGCCACGGCAUGCGCGGCUACAGCUCAGCCGUUGGUUACAAAGCGUCCCUGUCAGGCAUGGGGCAGGGCAGCGGCGGGUUCGUCCGCCAUAUUUCGGGACUCUUGCCGUACAACAUGGACACGAUGGCGGGCGCGCUGCAAUUCAUCCUGUCCUCAGACGCCAGCUGCGGUGACCCUGCGCCCUCUGGCUCUCUCGCUCGCCCGUUGGGUGCCGCGUAUGCCCCAGCCGCAGCCGCAACCGCGGCAGUGGUAGCAGCGGGCAUGGCGAUCGGCGGCGGCGGCGGCGGCGGCGGCGGCGGCGGCGGCGGCGCGCCGCUUGUCCAGGGCAGCCUGUACGACACAGCCGCGGCAAUUCCAGAGGGCAGCAGUGUGAGCCUUGCGGAGAUUGGGUCCGGCACGGGCUCAGCCGGCGGCGGGGGGCGGUACCCAAUCAGUGGCGCGCUCCACGCCCGGCCCAGCAGUGGCAUUCUCCCAUCCGCGGCGGGCCCUUCAGGCCGGGCGCAGUCGCUGCCGCCGACGGCGCCACGGGCGUCCGCGACUCUGCAGCAAGCGGCAUACACUGCGGACGGUGGCGCAGCAGGCGCGACGGUUGCCGCAGCGGCCGCCGUAAUGCCACUGCCGGUGCCGCCAUUAAAGGUGAUGAACCUUCGGGGUGGCUACGACCGGUCGCGGAGCCAGCUAGCUUCAUCACUGGCGCCUCAGCCUCAGCUGCAGCCAGGCUCGCCGCAGGCCCUGUCUGCAGCACAGCAGCCGGGCCGUAGCCACCAGCUACAGCUGCAGCCACCUGCAACGGCAGUAGCACCGGCCUCCACAGCAGUUACAGACUCCGCCUACCUGUCGCCGACUGCGAUGUGCAACGGCGGUAUCGGGGCUGGCUCCAUAACCACGGGCCCUACAGCCAGUGGGCUUUCGCAGGCGUCCCUGCUCCUGCGUAUGUCGAGCUCCGGCUCGCUCAUGAAAGGCAUGCGCCGCCCGCAACCCCAGCAGUCCCAGCCGGCAAGCAACCGGUUGCAGCCUACACACAGCCACCCGUUGGCGGAUGCACUGCAGCAUUCGCCGCCGGCGCUGCCGCCGCCGCUACCAGCGGAGGGCUCUUCGCCGCUGGCGCCAUUUGCACCGGCCAUCCAUCGGAGCUAUACGGUUACUGGCGUACCCGAGCACCGAGCUGCUGAUGCUGACGCAGAGGACAGCAUGGAAGAGAGCGGCCCGUACGGGCGGCAUGACGCGGCAGACCUGAUGGUCUUGGAAGCCGGUGGCACUAUUGUGGGCGGCGCGCCCAUCGCCUACGGAGGUGGUGGCGGCUGCGGUGCAGGCGAGAGAAUAUACGGGAUCCGCCGCCUCACCAGGACGACCGAGGCAACGCACAUGCCGCAGCAUCACCAGCAUCACCACAACUCGCAGCAGUACGCGCAGCACAGGCCCGGCAGUAUGAUCCUCACCUCAACAGGCACGGGCUCGCUUCUCCUCACAGUGCGCGCGACUAAUGCGGAGGCCACCGUGUCCACGGGCGCCGGUUCAGCCGCCGGCACACCACGCCCAGAGAGUGGCAAGCGCUCUUCUGGCACCAAGCACCGGCGGCCGCCGGGCCGGGCCGCGAGCUUUGGUCUGCCGGACUCGCCAACUCACCUCGCCUUGCCACAGGCCGCCUCCCCAUAUCUGCAGCUGCACGCUCGAGCUGGACGGCGCAGCGUGGAGGUGCCUUUGUCAACGGCUGCCGGCGCUUCGAGCACCAUGGGCAUGGCUGCUGGCGGGGUGGGCAGCGGCAGGGGGACGGAUGACUCGGCGUCAGUUCAGAGCUACGCACUGGGGCUGCUGCACAAGCCCGCCAGCCGCCUGGGGCUGCUGCGGCACCUGCAGUCGAGCGUUCCCGGCUCCGUGACGGCGUCCCCACAGCUUUCAUCACAGCAACAGCAGCAGGUGCCCCAGGCGCCCCAGCUCAACAGGCAACAGUCCACGGCAUCGACUGCGGCAGCUGCCGCAGCCGCAGCGGUUGCCGGGGCCACGGCAACAGGCACAGGCAGCCCCACGCCUGCGCAGCUCGCGCAGACGCAGCACGCUCAGCACCCUGCACUGCUGAGCCGGCAGCGCAAGGCCGCGUCGCAUGACCGGCUCAGCCGCGCGUCUCUGCCCCACCAUCUGGACCUCAGCCCUUUCCUCACGACCGAGGCUGACGCGGCAGGGGCUGCAGGGAGCAACAGAGCCGUCGCCAUUGCGCCCUCCCAGCUGCUGGCAUUGCCGGCGCCGCUAGGGUCGCAAACAAUACCCCUGACGCAGCAGCCGUGCAUCCUGGAGGUGGAGCGGCUGCUCGCAAAGUCAGAUAACUGGGAGUUCGAUAUGUGGGAGCUCCAAGAUGUAACGCAGGGGCAUGCGCUGUCGGUGCUGGGAUUCUACCUGAUUCAACGAGCCGGCCUGAUGGACCGAUUCAAAAUCAAGCCGGUCAAGGUUGCGAGGCUGCUGCGCGCGAUUGAGAGUGGAUACGUGGACAACCCGUACCACAGCGCCAUCCACGCCGCGGACGUGCUCCAGACCAUGCACGUGAUCAUCCACGCCGCGCAGCUGCACGUGCACUACCUGGACGCGCUGGGGCUGCUGGCGUCCUACUACGCGGCGAUUGUGCACGACUUUGCGCACCCGGGCCUCACCGGUGACUUCCUCAUCGCCUCCUCCGACCCCCUGGCCAUCCGCUACAACGACCGCUCGCCGCUGGAAAACCACCACUGCGCUGCGUCGUUCGGUUUGCUGCGGCGCCCGGAGCUCAACGCGCUCGCGCCGCUGUCGCAGUCUGAGCGCAACGCGUUCCGCAAGCAGGUCAUCGAGCUGGUGCUCGCCACGGACAUGAAGCAGCACUUCUCCAUCCUGUCACACUUCAACACCGUGCACCGGCUUGCUGCCUACAGCCAGCAGGGCCAGCAGGCAGACUCUCCGCACGUGCAGCAGCCCUCGCCCAAGCAACUCUUCCCCUCCAGUGGGAAGGGUGGCGCUCAAAAGCCAGGGCAGCUGCAGUCGCGCGCGUCGGCCGAGGAGUCGUUGGUGGUUGUGCAGCUGGCGGAGGGAAGUCUGCCAGCCCAGGCUGACGCCGCAGCUUCUGCCGCGGCUUCGGCGGCGCCGCCUCCUCAGCCCGUGGACGACACUGAGCGGCUGCUGAGCCUGCAGCUUGCGCUGAAGUGCGCGGACAUUGGCCACCUGGGCGAGUCGCUCGAGGUGCACAAUAAGUGGCUGUCCAACUUGGAGGAGGAGUUCUUCCGCCAGGGCGACAAGGAGCGGGAGCUGGGAAUCCCCAUAAGCCCGCUGUUCGACCGCAGCAAGCAGGGUGUGAGCAAGAGCCAAGUGGGCUUCUACGACUUCGUAGCGCUGCCGCUGGUGCACGCGCUGUCCAGCGCAUUCCCCGGAUCCAAGCCGCUCAUGAGGUGUUUCCUUCAAAAUUACCAUAACUGGAAGGAAGCCGCUGAUGUGCAGUAAGGCAUGCGCCCCAGGAACGAUGCGGCCGGCUGUCGGGGGUCGCAAAGUAUGGCAAACGAGACGGAUGGCAAACAAGAACGGAUCGUAACAUCGUAAGUACUUUUGACAGACACGACUGCCGCUGGCUACGCUUUGUAGUUUCAGGCCUGCUGUAAGCUUCAGGCGGGCGGUCACAAUAAUAACGGUUAGUCUGUUAUAAAUAUUGAUGCAUCCUUAAAUUGAGUCCUAUAAGCGCAACGGCACGCACCGUGACCAUGGUUGUGAGAGUCCGUUUCCUAGGCUGCUCUAGUGCUUGCACAAAUUCUUCUGAACUGCCGCCGGCACAAGAUUCAGUGAACUGACUGUCAUACGCGGCGUCUUGUGUUUUGGGUAUACGGACACUGCUUCACCUUGGCGUAGGCACAUGACACCACAACCAGCGCGAGCGUUUUGCCGUGCAGGAUACCCCAGCCACUUGCACACGUGCACAACUGGGCCCCGCCUUCUCAUGCUGUGUUUGCGCAGUCCGGGUCACUAAGUUUAUGCUGCAAUAGCUCGAACGUACUGGCGGCUGUAGUGCAGUAGACUUUCUGCGCGGAUGCCACGCAUGUACAUAAUCAAUUGUCGUAGUACGGUACGCGGAAUGGCGUGAUGAUGUGCCAUGUAUACCACAACACAUGCACGCAGCUCCACAUUGUGGCUGCGCGACCUGCAUCCUUUCGCCGCUCACAACAUCCGUACUUCUGACUAGUAUGUCACCUCCAUUCCGUGCAUACAGUAGGCUGCAAACAUGGGUUACCGUAUAUGAUAUGCCAAGAAGACUGCCGAUCCGCAAUCGUGGUGUGAUUGACUGCACGAUGGACGAGUGCGAUGGACGGUCGCUCAUAGCAAGGUACGAGGAGUAAACUGAGCAACGGUUGUGUGAAGUCAUGUGUUUGACAGUCUACAUACAAGGUGUUCGAAUUUGAACGGCGCGAAUGGGGGCGCCUGACGGACAGGCAAAAGGCUGCGGGCCUGGACAGGCUCGGACGCGUGCCAGGGCAUGGUAUGCAGAGAGCACUCUAAAGCAAGCGCCUUGAAAUGUCGUGUAUGGCUGUGACGUAGAUGGCGACCCCCUGGGGUGCACGCUGCAAAUGCUCUCCUAGGACCAACAGAGCCGUGUACAGUUUGAGUAUGUAUGAAAGUACAAGCUGCACAUGCCCAUGCGUAUAGCUUUAGCCGCAAGGCUGGGGUCUGCUGUAAAAUCGAAUGGGC
Molecule: messenger RNA, 6390 nt
Organism: Chlamydomonas reinhardtii
Lineage: Eukaryota; Viridiplantae; Chlorophyta; Chlorophyceae; Chlamydomonadales; Chlamydomonadaceae
Exons: 17
Coding region: 259-5157 (1632 amino acids)
Biological process (GO): signal transduction
Molecular function (GO): 3',5'-cyclic-nucleotide phosphodiesterase activity
Source: RefSeq, a predicted model, not a curated record